AUGGAUUCAAAUAGUAACUCGAAAAGCAAAUGUGCAGGUUGUCCAAAUAUAAUCAAAAGUCGUGAAUAUUUGAAAUGCGCGUAUUGUGGUCUCUGUUACGAUUUAUUGUGCGCAAACGUGUCUGCACAACGAUUUGAACUUAUGAACAGAGACAAUAAAAAAUCGUGUAAAUGUCAUGGUUGUCGCAAUAAACAAUCAAAAUCUGAUAACACCAACACACCGGUGCGUACGCAACAUAUUAACAUAGUUUCCGAAAUAUCGAAUGCCCACGAGAAUGUUGAGGAUAAUCAUGACCACAAUAAUGUCACUAUGCGGACAGCCCAAAAAUUUAUUAUUGAUGACUUAGAUUCGGAGACUAUGUUAAACAUUAAAAAUCUUCGGAAAAUCAUUGAGGAGGAAAUAACGGAUGCUCUAAAAUUAGUAAUCCAAGUGCAAGUAUCGGAACAGUUGGAGAUAAUUAAACAGCAAAUUACCACUUUCCACGAAUCGAUGACAUUUUUUAAUGAAAAGUUCGAAGAAAUGAAAAGAAACCUUGCAGAAAAAUCAAUUAUUAUAAAAAAAUCUUGA
Parnassius apollo (apollo) is the source of this 567-nucleotide messenger RNA. NCBI's taxonomy places the organism in Eukaryota, Metazoa, Arthropoda, Insecta, Lepidoptera, Papilionidae. The record is from the annotation of a GenBank genome assembly.